This is a messenger RNA of Leptosia nina, 1233 nucleotides long. Lineage: Eukaryota; Metazoa; Arthropoda; Insecta; Lepidoptera; Pieridae. The record is from the annotation of a GenBank genome assembly.
AUGUGGAGCAUCCUGAUGGUAGCGGCGCUGUUCGCGACCGCGCGGUCCAAGCAAUUGCCUUCCAACUUAGAUGUCUCAAAUGCAGUAGCUACUGUCACAGAACCCGACUCCGAAUGGCCAGAAGCACUGGCGCCCCUCGACACCUUGACUGUGGCGUGCGAGAAAGACAACAUGCACGUCACAAUAUCUCUAUCCUCUAAUCACGCUAACAGUGUGUACGACUCUUUCAACGGCAUCGUGUACCCAGCUGGUCUGGGCAGCAACUCGACUUGUCUCCGAGAGUACGUGGCGGCCCGCGGCGACUUGCAGUACACCCUCCCGCUAAAGGGCUGCAACACAAUGUCCACAGAUAAUGAGGACGGCACAGUGGAAUACUACAACAACAUAAUAGUCCAACCACAUUUGCGACUGGUGACUGGCCAGGGGAGGGGAUACCACGUGCGCUGCAGAUACCGUCGCCGGGACCUCACAUUCUACCAUUUACAUAGGCCGCACGCUGACAGACUCACUAACUCGAGGGUCGGUGAUGAAUAUGAUGAAGAAUCAGGUUUGCUGCCGUCCGUCACGAUGAAGAUUUACAAAGGUGACCCUGAGGAAAAACAGGUGGCGUCGAACGUACGGAUCGGUGACACAUUGACUUUGGUCGUGUCUCUUGAGAAACAGAGGAAGUACGGCCUCCUUGUGUCCGAGUGUUCUGUUAGAGACGGUCUUGGCUGGGCAGAACAGAGCUUGAUCGCUGAUGAUGGUUGUCCAUUGGACGGUGAGAUAAUGGGCUUGUUCCAGUACAGCACUGAAAAGCAAGAGGCAAAAGUCUCCUUCCCCGCCCACAAAUUUCCCUACACUGCCAGCGUUUACUAUACCUGUGAGGUCAAACUAUGUGACCUCAAUCAUCCCACUGAUUGUGAGCCGUGUUCUCAUAAGCGGCGCGUACGCCGAGACACGGACGACGGCGCACCGGCGACAGUCGAAGUGUUCUCCGGCCUCUAUGUCAACGAUGCGGAUUCAUUAGACAACGACGAUGUUGUUAGCCAAAAGAAGGAGGAUGAGAUUUGCAUAUCCCAGCGCAACUUCGCGAUCGGCAUAUGCGUCGCUGGAGUCAUUCUCAUGAUCUGCGUGAUCGCAGCCAUCGCCUUCAUAUUGGCGAGAAGACGAAACCCGAAGACCUACUCGAGGACAGGAAGUUCUCUGUACAGUGGCCCUUAUACGAACACGGGAUACUCGCACACCAGCUAA